CAAUUUCAAUUCAGAUCGUUGAACAAUAAUGGACUCGUCGGAGAUCGAAGUAGUGCCUCUAGAUUCCAACUCUCACCAAAACCCUACCGAAUCACCAACCAUCACCGACGUCUUCUCCGCCUCCGCUUAUGGCGAUCUCAACCAACUUAAGCAUUUCGUCGAACAUAAUGGCUCUUCAGUUUCUCUUCCCGACGCUAAUGGCUACUACGCUCUUCAAUGGGCUGCACUCAACAAUUCCCUCCACGUUGCUCAAUAUAUUAUCGAGCAUGGUGGUGAUGUUAAUUCAGCUGAUAAUAUACAACAAACACCAUUGCAUUGGGCAGCUGUUAAAGGUUCCAUUGAUGUUGCUGACCUUUUACUGCAAAAUGGAGCUCGAAUUGAAGCUGCUGAUGUCAAUGGGUUCAGGGCAGUUCAUGUUGCUUCUCAAUAUGGACAGACAGCAUUCUUGAAUCAUAUUAUUGUGGACUAUGCAGCUGACUAUAACGCACUGGAUAAUGAAGGGAGGAGUCCGCUACAUUGGGCUGCUUACAGUGGAUUCACAGAAACAGUUCGGUUACUUCUCUUCCGGGAUGCAUGCUGCACACCUUUGCACUGGGCUGUGAUUAAGGAAAAUGUUGAGGCUUGUACUCUGCUAGUUCAUGCUGGAACCAAGGAGGAACUGAUAUUGAAAGAUAACACUGGAUCCACGCCACUUAAGCUUGCAUCUGAUAAAGGUCACAGGCAGCUCGCUCUUUUCCUUGGUGUAGAUUUAAGAGCUGGCAAUAUGAUAGCUGUCGGUUUUAGGGUUACUGUAGGGUUUAGAGUUCACAGGGUGAGGGAUGCCUUGUUAAAUGGUUGUAGAUCGAAGGCAAUGCGAACCCGUAAUAAUAGUUUUGUGGACAAGAUCUUCUGUGGAAAACUGGGAGAGACUAGCUAUGCUCCUAUGUUGUUCAGCUUAAUAGUCAUUCUUAUGGUCCUCUUCACCACAUCCAUUGUUUCAGCUUCUAAUCUCCCAAAGAUAACUGCUAUGGUUGGUCUGUGGGCAUGUUUCGGUCUUUCAUGUGGUGUUUACGCACUGAUAACUUUCUAUCAUGUUAUCAGAAAAGAUCCUGGGUACUUUAAAAGAACCAGUGAAGUUGACAGCCAACACACUGCCAACGACCCUUUGAUUGAUAUCAAUUUCAAAAACCCCUCAUGGAAAGGAAACUGGUCCCAACUCUGCCCCACUUGCAAGAUAAUUAGACCGGUGCGAUCUAAGCACUGUCCCACCUGUAAGCGCUGCGUUGAACAGUUUGACCAUCACUGCCCCUGGAUUUCCAACUGUGUUGGUAAGAAGAAUAAACGAGACUUCCUAGUCUUUGUGAUCAUGGGAGCUUUAACAUCAUUCGUUGGUGGCACAACUGCUGUUCAAAGAUUAUGGAGAGGUAUCCCACAGGUAAACCACGGAGAAUCAUGGAUUAAACAUAUAGUCCUUGAACACCCCGAUGCUGCCGUGUUUCUGUUUUUCGACUUGCUCAUUUUCAUUGCGACAAUGACGUUGACAAUCUCACAGUCUUAUAUGAUAGCUCGGAAUAUUACAACCAACGAAUUAUGGAACGCGAAAAGAUUCAGUUAUUUGCGGGGACCUGAUGGAAGAUUCUACAACCCAUAUAACCACGGCUGGCGAAGAAACUGCACUGAUUUUUUUGUUCAUGGCUACACCAGGGACGACGAGGUUGUCCCGUCUUCAAUUCUCUGAAUUUACAUCUCCUCAUCUCAUUGUUACAUGCACAAACCUUCUGAUUCAGUGUAAUGUGUAUAUAGAUAGAUAUCUCCUCUUCGAUUCAUAUGUUGCAAAGUGGGUUCAAGUUUCUUCUCCUUUACUUGACACACGUCUUACACUCUGUAAUUUUUUCCUUUAUAUCACUCACCAGUUUCACCAUAAUGCUACUCAACCCCCCAUAGUCUCCAAUCCUCUUGAUGAAAAAUGAUUUUUAAAUGUCAAAUGUUCCAACGACAAGUAAAAGAUUUUUAUUUGA
This is a messenger RNA of Arabidopsis arenosa, 1997 nucleotides long. NCBI's taxonomy places the organism in Eukaryota, Viridiplantae, Streptophyta, Magnoliopsida, Brassicales, Brassicaceae. The record is from the annotation of a GenBank genome assembly.